UGCAUUUUCGGACACAUACGUCGAAUCGAAGCGCGCAGGUAGAACGCUUCCAGCAAUCAUCCUUGGGCUCAACAUCAAGGAGGCAGCAAAUCUGCAGAUGAUUGACAGUUCUCUCCUGCCGGAACGUCUCCCUGCUCUUCCCGCCCCUCAACCACAUACUUCGACAAAUGAUGAAUCACUUUUUGUGAGCGACGACGAGAAUCCCUCUGCGUUCCCCUUCGCCUCUUCGCACGAAGGAAGCUCUCGAAAUUCCCCGACGUCGACAUCUAGCCUUCAGAACGCUUUUGUGAAUGUCCCACCAGCAGCUACCAGCACUGAACCGAGUCGCCCCCCGACUUUUUCAUUCGCGUCACCUUCACCUCAACCACAAGCGCCUGAAAAACAGGCGGCUCCUUUCUCGUCCCUUUUUCCUAAUCCUUCCUCUAACACCUUUGGCGCGCCUUCGCCGUUACCACCAACCCCUUUCGCCACUGGCACCCCAACUUUACCCCAGUCAAGCCAGUCACCAUUGAGUCUGUCAGCAACAUCGAGCGGUCAGCCGUCGUCUUCGAGUCCAUUUUCGAAUGGCGCUUCGACAUUCUCGUUUUCUAAGCCCCCACAGCAGGGUCAAAGUACGAUAUCUUUCCCGUCGGCAUCGGGAAAUCAACAGGCUUCUUCGGGCGCGUUCGCUGCGACCCCCUCUCCUUUCUCGUUCCCCAAACCUUCCCAGCAGGAUGAAAGCAGCAAGCACGUGUCUAGUACGUCAAACGCACAAAAGGUCUCUUCAAAUUCGUUCGCAUCAACUACUUCGCCUUUCAAUUUCGGACAACCAGCUCAGCCAGCUCAACCAACCACAGCGUUACCGACAGGAAUCAGCCAACAGCCUAUCUUCGCCAAUGUUCAAAGCCCGAGUCAAGAGAAGCAGCAACAACCGCCACUCUCCUCGCUUUCAUCUUCUACGCCAUUCAAAUUUCCAACAUCUUCCACUCCUCAGCCAUCUUUAACUUCACCUUUCAGUACUUCCGUUCCUGCAUCUGCGUCAAAUCCCGUCUUUUCCACUACCGGGCAGUCCGCUCCUAGCAUAUUCAGCACUGGUGGUUCAAAGCCUACCUUCGACGGCUUCUCAGGCUCGGGCUUCAGUGCUUCUGUACCAAGCCUGACCUCUGAUAAUGCGGCUGCUAAACAGCCUCCGUCCUUGUUUCCCAAGCCUUCGGAAGAGACAGCCAAGCCGGCAUCCCCUUUCCCCUUGUUUUCUUCUCCGAAACAGACCAGUAUGUCAAACUCAGUUAUCUGAAAGACCUCACACGCUAACUUAUCCGAAGAACAACCUACUACAUCCUUUGCUCAACCACCAAGUUCAAAGUCAGAGAUUUCACCUGAAGAGAAGCAGAGCCUUUCUGGCCGUGUACAAACCAGUAUCUCAGACAAGCAACUUGACACUUCGACGCAAGCUGAAGUGCCAGCUGUGUCCGUUUCAGAAAAGGAACCAGAACUACAACUUGAUGACCUGGGUUCUCCGCAAAAGCCACUGCUCGCAGCCACCGAACCGAGC
Molecule: messenger RNA, 1531 nt
Organism: Aspergillus brunneoviolaceus CBS 621.78
Lineage: Eukaryota; Fungi; Ascomycota; Eurotiomycetes; Eurotiales; Aspergillaceae
Exons: 1
Coding region: 98-1273 (391 amino acids)
Source: RefSeq, a predicted model, not a curated record